Necator americanus (New World hookworm) is the source of this 252-nucleotide messenger RNA. RefSeq lists its product as uncharacterized. The record is from RefSeq and is a predicted model, not a curated record. Lineage: Eukaryota; Metazoa; Nematoda; Chromadorea; Rhabditida; Ancylostomatidae. The coding region runs from base 1 to 252 and encodes 83 amino acids. The transcript has 3 exons.
AUGCUUACGGCUUUCACUCAGAAAAAUCCAAUUUCUAGAUUUGAAGAUUCUGUAAGGCGGAAGAUAUGUGGCCGUGCAUCUUUUUUCAAUUACUUCGAUAGCUACUGUUCGCCCAACACUUUUUUUUAUUCAGCUGCUCAAGUCAGAUCAAUAUUUGGUCACCAUGUCGUCUGCGCCCUCUCCUCUUCGUGCUCUCUUUCUAGGCUUGAGCAAAGAAGGACAAAUUUUAUAAGUGGAUUUGUUUUGAAGUGA